Messenger RNA from Thalassophryne amazonica, 2212 nucleotides. RefSeq names its product calpain-1 catalytic subunit-like. Bases 1 to 2100 code for a protein of 699 amino acids. The transcript is spliced from 21 exons. The record is from RefSeq and is a predicted model, not a curated record. Gene Ontology annotation, biological process: proteolysis. Gene Ontology annotation, cellular component: cytoplasm. Gene Ontology annotation, molecular function: calcium-dependent cysteine-type endopeptidase activity; calcium ion binding. Lineage: Eukaryota; Metazoa; Chordata; Actinopteri; Batrachoidiformes; Batrachoididae.
AUGACAUCCACAGCAGAUCGACUGGCCCGUCAGCAGGAGAGCGAAGAGGGCAUUGGAUCCAACCAGCAUGUGGCCAAGUUCUACCAGCAGGACUAUAAGACUUUGCAUCAGCGUUGUCUAGAGACCGGCUGCCUGUUUGAGGAUGACCGAUUUCCAGCUACGCGCACAUCACUGGGUUACAAUGUGCUGGGACCAUAUUCAUCCAAAAGUAAGGAUGUGGUUUGGAAGAGACCAACGGAACUGUGCUCCAACCCGAAAUUCAUUGAUGAUGGAGCCACAAGGACAGACAUUUGUCAGGGAGGUCUGGGUGACUGCUGGCUCCUGGCUGCCAUCGCCUCAUUGACUCUCAAAGAGCAGCUCCUAACUCGGGUUGUGCCCCCUGGACAGAGUUUCACUGAUGGAUAUGCUGGAAUAUUUCACUUCCAGCUUUGGCAGUUUGGAGAGUGGGUGGACGUGGUGGUUGAUGACCGUCUGCCCACCAGAGAUGGAAAGCUGCUGUUUGUUCACUCAGCAGACAGCUCGGAGUUUUGGAGCGCGCUGCUGGAGAAGGCCUACGCUAAGGUGAAUGGCUGCUAUGAGGCCCUGACGGGAGGAAACACCAUUGAGGGUUUUGAGGAUUUCACGGGAGGGAUCGCGGAAAUAUACACCAUGGACAAAGCUCCAGCGGACGUCUUCAAAAUCAUACAGAAGGCUCUAAGGCUGGGUUCGCUUCUGGGUUGUUCUAUUGAUAUCACCAGUGCGUACGAGACUGAAGCCAUAACAGAAAGCAAACUUGUAAAAGGACAUGCAUACUCAGUCACUGGUGCAGAAGAGGUACAUCUGAGGGAACACCCGGUUCAGCUUGUCCGUGUCAGAAACCCAUGGGGUCACGUGGAGUGGACCGGGCCUUGGAGCGAUGGAUCGAGGGAAUGGAAUCUUGUUUCUGAAGAGAAGACCAAGCUGAAUAAUGUCACUGAUGAUGGAGAGUUUUGGAUGUCCUUUUCAGACUUUGUCAAGCAUUUUACCAGGCUGGAGAUCUGUAACUUGACACCUGACACGCUCUCAAAUGAUGGUGAGGGCUGCUGGAACAGCUAUCAGUUUAAAGGGAUGUGGCGGGUGGGCUCCACUGCUGGCGGUUGCCGUAAUAACCCAGCAACAUUCUCAUCCAACCCUCAAUUUGUUAUCCGUCUGGAGGAUGUGGACGAUGACCCUCUGGACGGGGAGGACGGCUGCACUUUCCUGGUGGGACUGAUGCAAAAGGAUCGACGACUUGAAAAGAAGUUUGACCGAAAUCUAGAGACCAUUGGCUUUGCCAUCUAUGAGGUUCCUGAUCAGUUCAAAGGUCUCAGUAAUGUACACCUGGGCCCGGAUGUGCUGCUGCGACAGAGAGCUGUGGCGAUGAGCAGCACCUUCAUCGAUACGCGGGAAGUGUGCACCCGCUUCAGACUGCCUCCGGGAGAAUACGUCAUCAUUCCCUCCACCUUCCACCCUCACAAGAACGGCAACUUUGUUCUCAGAGUGUUCUCUGAGAAACAGGCCGCCACCAGUCAACUUGAGGAAGACGUUGAUGUUGAGCUUGAAGAAGAGGAAGAUAUACGUGAGAGUGAUGUGGAUCCUGCUUUCAAGCACAGCUUCAGGCAGAUUUCUGGCAGCGACUCUGAGAUCUCAGUCUUCGAACUCAUUGCAAUUUUAAACAAAGUUGUCUCACGUCGCUGUGAUAUAAAGACGGAUGGUUUCAGCCUUCAAACAGGUCGCGAUAUCAUCAGCCUGCUGGAUAAAGAUGAAAGUGCCAAGCUGGGACUGAUUGAAUUCCACAUGCUCUGGAUCAAAAUCCAGAAAUACCUGGAGAUCUUUAAGAAGUAUGACUCAGACAAUUCUGGGACCAUGAGUUCCCACGAGAUGAGAGGAGCCGCCUCAGAAGCAGGUUUCCAUGUGAACAGUGAAGUGCUGCAGGUUAUCGUCAACCGUUACGCCGACUGCCAGUGUGGCAUCGACUUUGACAGUUUUGUCGGCUGUCUCAUUAAACUGGAAAUGCUCUUCAAAGCCUUUAAGACUCUGGACAGAGGAGGUUUGGGGAAAAUUGAGCUGAAGCUGCAGCAGUGGCUGUGCUUGGCACUCUAGAGGACAACACAAGCAAGGAUUGUAUCAAGAUACCUGCAUACAAAUGUGCUAAGUUAAAGCUACAAUGUGUAGGAUUUAGGGAACAUAGCAUUUAUACAUGGUGGUUCAGACA